Fragaria vesca subsp. vesca is the source of this 2375-nucleotide messenger RNA. Its product is annotated as transcription factor IIIB 90 kDa subunit-like. Gene Ontology annotation, cellular component: nucleus; transcription factor TFIIIB complex; transcription preinitiation complex. The coding region runs from base 96 to 1958 and encodes 620 amino acids. Gene Ontology annotation, molecular function: TBP-class protein binding; RNA polymerase III general transcription initiation factor activity; RNA polymerase III type 3 promoter sequence-specific DNA binding. Gene Ontology annotation, biological process: transcription preinitiation complex assembly; DNA-templated transcription initiation; transcription by RNA polymerase III. The record is from RefSeq and is a predicted model, not a curated record. NCBI's taxonomy places the organism in Eukaryota, Viridiplantae, Streptophyta, Magnoliopsida, Rosales, Rosaceae. The transcript is spliced from 19 exons.
AACCGAAUCAAAGCAAACUCUUUUGUCUCUCUGUAUCAAUUCAACUUGGGCAACCGAAAUUGGAGUUGCCCUUGUUUGUUUUUGUGUCAGUGAAAAUGGUAUGGUGUUCUGCCUGUGUCAAAAACGUUGAAGGAACCAGCGAUGCUGGUAGACUAUGGUGUUCCGGAUGUGGCAAGGUUUUAGAGGAUCACAUUUUCUCUGAGGAACCCACUUUCGUCAAGAAUGCCGCCGGCCAGAGCCAAUUGGCUGGAAGAUAUGUGCGCUCCAGGGAAAGCGAAAUCUCUGCUUCUCGUGAAAGGAUCCUCGAAAACGCUGAAUAUGAAUUGAGAUGUAUGAGGAAUGCUUUAGAUAUGGGAGACAAUGAAGAAAUUAUUGACAUAGCUAAACGCUUUUAUAGAAUUGCGAUUGAGCGGAAUUUUACAAGGGGGCGCAAGUCAGAGCAAGUACAGGCCGCAUGUCUUUACAUUGCAUGUCGGGAAAAGAAGAAGCCAUACCUUCUCAUCGAUUUUUCUAACUACUUGAAGAUAAAUGUCUAUGUGCUAGGAGCUGUGUUUUUGCAACUUUGCAAGGCUUUGAGGCUUGAUGAGCACCCGAUUGUUCAAAAACUUGUUGAUCCUUCUUGGUUUAUUCAUAGGUUCACUGAGAGUUUACCCGGAGGAAGGGAUAAAGGGGUUAUGCAAACUGCACACCGGAUUAUCACAAGCAUGAAACGGGAUUGGAUGCAGACAGGCAGAAAACCAAGUGGAAUAUGUGGUGCUGCAUUAUAUAUAUCAGCACUUUCACAUGGUCUCAAGUGCUCCAAGUCUGAUAUUAUCAAAAUUGUACAUGUCUGUGAUGCUACAUUGACUAAGCGACUGGUUGAAUUUGAGAAUACAGAAUCUGGGAGCUUGACGAUUGAAGAGUUCCUCUUGAAGGCUAAGGAACUGGAUGAAAUAAGCAAACAACCAAUUAUGGCUGAUAAAAUGGAUGACACAGAUAGUAGCCCUUCUGAACAGAGGAUCCUUUGCGAACAUAAGGAUAGUGGAAAACCUUAUGCACAUGGACUUUGUCAAAUCUGUUAUGAUGAUUUUAUGACAAUUUCAGGUGGACUUGACGGAGGGGCUAAUCCUCCAGCUUUCCAGCGUGCUGAAAUAGAGAGAUUGAAAAAAACAUCUGCGGAGCUAAAUGCUAAUGACUCUGGCAUCGACACCAUUGCUUCUGAAAGCCUUGACAACAGUAAUCAGUUAUCCCAGUUUGAGAAAGAGAAUAACACAAAAUCAGGAAGCAAGAACAAAGGACUGCUGCCUACGGAGCCUGUAAGUGAUGGGGCUGCUAUGGAGAAUACAGCUGAUGACAUUGGAACUGAAGAUUGUGAUGAUGAGUCUGACAACUUUUCAGAUAUUGAUGAUCUGGAGGUUGAUGGCUACCUUCUUAAUGAAGAGGGGCAACGCUAUAAAAAGAUGAUUUGGGAAGAAAUGAACCGUGAGUACAUUGAGGAGCAAGCAGCGAAGGAGGAAGCAGCUAAGGCUGCUAUGGAUAUCAAUUGUCCAGAAGGUGCAAAGAAACUUGCACAAAUUACUGAAGCAGCUGUUGCCAAGAGAAAAAAGGAGAGGCAACUAGCUAGAGCAGCUGAAGCGAAAAACUCUACUCCAGCUCAGACUGCUGCAGAAGCUGUCCACCAAAUGCUGACUAAGAAGAGACUCAGCUCAAAAAUCAACUUUGAUGUUCUGGAGGAUAUGUUCGAAACAUCUGAGGGUCCUGAUGUCUCCAAGAAAAGAAAAAUUGAUUCACAUCUUGACAAUGACAACAAGAUGCCCCAUGACAGUGAAGAACUUAAAUAUGAUGCAUACAAAGAUGAUGAUUUGGGUAUGGAACAGGAAUAUGGGGAUGAAGAAGGACUUGAAGACAUAGGCUACAACAAUCAUGAUUAUGUUGAGGAAGCAGAUGAGUACAAUGAUCGAGAUUAUGAUGAUUUCUGAGAUAGCUGUUCUGCUACCAUGUUUUCAGCAUCCUAAAAUUUCAAUGUUGCUUCAAUUUAGUUGGUGGUUGCUGGGCCAACACUUGGGGAAGACCAAGAUGGCGGCCGCCUCCGCCUGAAAUUUUGACUUCUGGCACUGACUUGCGUCCUACCAUGCAUGGUAGUUAUUUGAGAGAUGAAAUGGUAAAGGAAAAAGUCAAUUGUUUAUAAAUAAAGUUGUAUUUACUACCCAAUAGGUGACCUCAAUCAAGUGCUCCAAUUUUAGUGCUGUACAAUUUCCUGAUUUGUAUUGUAACUUGUAUUCUUCUUUACCAAAGAAUAUUGUAUUUUACGUGGUGUUAUUUAUGCAUUUGAAAGAUUACUGCUAGAUCUUUGGGUCUCAAGGCAGGAUAACAAGGAUCUAUUUUAGCUUUGUCUA